Molecule: messenger RNA, 669 nt
Organism: Biomphalaria glabrata
Lineage: Eukaryota; Metazoa; Mollusca; Gastropoda; Planorbidae
Exons: 3
Coding region: 111-539 (142 amino acids)
Source: RefSeq, a predicted model, not a curated record
UGGUGCUCUGACAACAGAGCGCUAUAAAUGGCGUUUCAAGCCGGCUGAAAACGUCAUAUGGUCUUUUUGUUUUAGCGUAACAGAUUGUUUCUAAACAAUAAAUCAAGAAGAUGUCUUCCGUCUUGUGGAAACUGCUGUUUCUAGUGGCAGCCACAAAAACAAUAUUGGCCUGUGAGCCUGUGAAUCAGCUUCUCUCUAAAAUCUGCCAAUCAGAUGUAGUUUUCAGGGGAAGACCUAUGUCUGGAGCUUCCGGGAUAUCACAAGACGAGGAGGGUAGAGAGAGUCAUCAUGGACGAGUCACCUUUGAACUGAUAGGACCAUUCUACCGGAACAUGGCGGAAGAGGCACACCUGGUCGCUACGACACUGGAUGUGCACAGGACGUACACAGCCAUGGAUAACUGUGAUCCCGCCUUUCUGCCGUGGGGCAGCGACACUUACCUGGUGUUAGCCUCUUAUGAUCACGUGCUGACUGUACCAGCCUGCGGCCACGUGAUUCCAUUUGAAUGCAUUCCUCAAGAUCUAGUGUUGACAUGUUGAUCUAUUGAGACCACUCAUUGGCUAAUGCUAGGCAAAAUUGUCUAUCUAACCAGAUAAAUAUAAUAAUAUACAAGAUCUAUUUUUUUUGCUUAAUAAUGUUAAUAUACAAUAAAUAGCUCUAAUUAAAUAA